Scatophagus argus is the source of this 1962-nucleotide messenger RNA. Its product is annotated as FUN14 domain-containing protein 1. Lineage: Eukaryota; Metazoa; Chordata; Actinopteri; Scatophagidae. The coding region runs from base 121 to 600 and encodes 159 amino acids. The record is from RefSeq and is a predicted model, not a curated record. Gene Ontology annotation, cellular component: mitochondrial outer membrane. The transcript is spliced from 5 exons. Gene Ontology annotation, biological process: autophagy of mitochondrion.
UAAAUCGCUGAACCUAAUCAAAGCAUUUUAACUUACGUGGCAAAGCAUCAUAAUGUGGGCGUGGUUUAGUAUUGUCAACAUCCAUGUCAACAUCCUGGUGACAUAACUAGUUACUUCAAAAUGGCGACGGUGGACCACAGGGAAGACCAGGAAGACCCAGAGAGUGAAGAUGAGGUUUAUGAGGUUGUGGAUCUGACAGAAUAUGCCCGGAGGCACCAGUGGUGGAGUAGGGUGUUUGGGAACAACUCCGGCCCGAUUGCUGAGAAGUAUUCCGUGGCUACUCAGCUCAUGAUGGGAGGGGUGACUGGAUGGUGUGCUGGUUACCUCUUCCAGAGAGUUGGGAAGAUUGCUGCUACUGCUGUUGGUGGUGGGUUUCUUCUUUUACAGAUUGCCAAUCAUAGUGGCUACGUGAAGGUGGACUGGAAGAAGGUGGAGAAGGAUGUGAACAAAGCAAAGAAGCACCUAAAAAAGAAGGCGAACAAAGCAGCCCCUGAAAUAAACACAUUCAUUGAGGAGGUAAAGGCUACAGACUUCAUCAAAAGGAACAUCGUCUUGUCCAGCGGGUUCGUCGGUGGCUUCUUUCUGGGUUUGGCCUCCUAAAGAUGCCGCACAAUCUGCAGCCUCCACCUACUGUGAACUGCAUCACUACAUAGGUCACUUUCCUCUUUGUUGUUUACCUCUCGACUCCAUGUGUGCAUUGAUACACCUUUUAAUGAACUUUAUGGCAGGGGGGUGGUUUAUGUUUAACAUUAAAGCAUGAUCUGUUGUGACAGUGGUAUUAACUGUGUAACUACCCCCCUGUUUUAAAUAACUCCUAGCUAAUUAUAUCCCUUUGGGAGUGCUCAUACUGAAGUGUGUGUGGUGGCUCAGUCGGGAGUUUGGAUUAUACUGUGAAGACUUUUUUUCUGCGGGUCCUGUAAUGGAGCUUUGCCAUACUGCUGAAUAUGUCAGGCUGCCACAAACCAGCACCGAUUCCUCAUUGCUUUUUCAAGACUUAUCUUAGUCUAGAUCCAUCCUCGUUAUCUAUUGCCUGAUUGUUAGACAUUGGCAUGUGUGGGUGCCUCUUAAAUAUACAGCCAACCCCUUCUCAAAGCUGUAAAUACCCACACAAGAGUAAAUAUUAUAUAAACAACAUGGAAGGCAGCAGAGUGGGAAGCUGACACCAUCCCCCAGUCUAGUGUUAGGAGGUAUUUUUUAUGUAGCUGUGAAGUUUGGCGAGCUUAUGUGCCACUUAAGCAUGUAAGUGGCCCAGUUUUUAAACUUUGUCGCACUGACUGGGGGCAGGUUAAACAAAUGUAUUUUCCCACUCUGAGAGGAGAUGUAAUUGAUAUACGACACAUAUCAUGAGCUUAGUUUACAGCUAAGUGUUACAUGCAUGAAUAUUCAUCACUUCAUGCUGACAACAAGGAGUAUUAAUUUCACAUCCUUUAUUCCCCAUAAUCCUCAGCUCUGUAAUGCCCUUUAAUGACAGGAUGAGCUGUACCCUAAUUACCACCAUCAACAAGCUAAAACACCCAAAGAGACACCAUUCCUGUCAUUAAAGAGCAUAAUGGGGCAGCGAUUGUGACUCCUAACGCCCUCGCUAUUGUCAUUAUGCAUUUAGUCGUGUCAGUGUAGCAAUAACACAACAGCGAUGCUGCCGAGUCGUGUCCGCACAUUAUACAGGACAUCCACAUAAAGGAGUCCACUUAAGUUGAUCACAAGUUGCUUAUUUAAAUGUAUUUUUUUUUUCUUUGCCUUUUUCUACCAGUGCAAUAUACAGUGACGUUUCAGGUGUAAGUUUUUGUUUUUGAAGAGUUUGUUGCAUCUACAACUGGCAUUUUGUAUGCUCAGAUUCUCUCCUCAUUUUUGUUAUUUUGUUAUCUUGAGCAGUAUGAAUUUGGUUGGGUGUCUGUUUUAAAAUAAAAGUUGCCUGAUUAUGUUUUCAAUAAUAAUAAAAAUUUAAAAAAAUCUGUUGAUGCA